UUUUGUUUGACAUAUUUAGAAUUAAUCCCUGAACUCUGAAGGCAGAAUUCAGAGUUUCAGAAAUAAAACAGCUAAUUUAUUAUUUGUGUUAAACAGCCGGUGCACAUUGCACAGCUGUUAAUUGUAUGAAAUAAAAUAUAUAGCCAUUUAUGUUAUCUCUAUUCAAAACUAGAGAUAUUUAAAUGCUAAAGUAAUAAUACUUUGUGGAGUUGCUAAUCGACGAACUCUUCUGUCACUCAUUUAUAUAAUACAUCAAGACUGAAAACGCCGCGAAAAUGAGAAUUCUUCUUUUAAAUACUGUGUCCAAUACUUUUGGGAGGAGGUUUUUAUCCACUAAAAAUGUAAGAAAAGUUACACAUUGUAUAUUUGAUAUGGAUGGUCUAUUAUUAGAUACAGAACGAGUGUAUAAAAAGAUGAUAACCCAACUAUGCGCUAAUUAUGGCCAUCAAUAUACUGAUGAAUUAAUGAUGAAAGUUCUUGGUGGAACAGAACAAAGGCUCUCAGAAAUCCUCUGCAAAGAAUUAAGGCUCCCAAUUACUCCAAAAGAAUUUAGAGAUCAAUUAUUAGUUUUAGGAGAUACUAUGUUGGCCAAUGCUCCAUUAAUGGAUGGGGCAGAAAGAUUAAUUCGUCAUUUACACACAUCAAAAGUGCCAUUUGCCUUAGCCACAUCAUCUAGUGCCCGAUCAGUUGACACUAAGAUUGCUAGUUAUAAAGAAUUGUUUAGUUAUUUCAAUCACAUGGUAAUGGGCAGUACAGAUAGAGAAGUGAAGUUUGGAAAGCCACAUCCUGAUAUAUUCUUAGUAGCUGCUGCAAGAUUUCCAGAUAAACCUGAUCCUAGUAAAUGCUUAGUAUUUGAAGACUCGCCUCAUGGUGUGACAGCUGGUAUAUCAGCUGGGAUGCAAGUAGUUAUGGUUCCUGACUCUCACUUAAACAAAAUGUUAACAACACAUGCAACAAUAGUAUUACCAACACUUGCGAAAUUCCAACCUGAAAUAUUUGGUUUGCCCCCUUUUAAGUGACACUGUAUUUAUUUUAAGUAGUAUUGCAUGAAAAAUAACAGUUUACAUUUGUGACAUUGUCUUCCAUUUCUUUACUAUAAUUUUGGAUUCAUCUAUUUUAUGAAAAUACUUAGGUUGUACUUGUUGUAUGUGCCUAAAGUUAGCUUAUACUGCUUUUGAAUCUGAUAUUUUCUAAGUUGUAUACAUGUGGUACUUCAAUGCUUAUUAUUUAAUUGCACAAACCACAAAUAUGAUCAAAGCCCACAUUUAUGCUUUUAUUUAUACAAACUUUUUAAUCUUGUAAAUUAUAAAAAUAUUUUAUUAUGUAAACUACUGAUUUUCUUAUAAGGAAUAUAACAAAAUUUAAUAUAGAACCAGUUAACAAAAACCUCUUAUAGUUACAAUUACAUCGUACAUCUCUGAGUUAUAAAUUUGAGUAAUUUAUAGUGUUAUUAUUGAUUCAUGAAUACUUUUAUUAUUACUUUAAUUGUAACAAAUAAUCUAUUAAGAUUAAGAUUUAUAACAGUAAUUGACUGUUGCCUUUGUACAGUUUAUUUAAAUGUAAUAUUUAUCUAAGUGCCAGCUUGGUUUAUGACA
Pieris rapae (cabbage white) is the source of this 1595-nucleotide messenger RNA. Its product is annotated as probable pseudouridine-5'-phosphatase. The coding region runs from base 276 to 1019 and encodes 247 amino acids. The record is from RefSeq and is a predicted model, not a curated record. Gene Ontology annotation, molecular function: phosphatase activity. Lineage: Eukaryota; Metazoa; Arthropoda; Insecta; Lepidoptera; Pieridae. The transcript is spliced from 4 exons.